Ilyonectria robusta is the source of this 1100-nucleotide messenger RNA. RefSeq lists its product as uncharacterized. NCBI's taxonomy places the organism in Eukaryota, Fungi, Ascomycota, Sordariomycetes, Hypocreales, Nectriaceae. The coding region runs from base 223 to 951 and encodes 242 amino acids. The transcript is spliced from 2 exons. The record is from RefSeq and is a predicted model, not a curated record.
CUGGUGCUGAUGGAGGUGAACCCUUGGACAGCUCUGCCCUACGAUUGGUUUCACUCCUGCCGAUGCUUUCCAUUAACCUUCAGCCCAUUUCUAGCGCAUUGACUCCAGGGGUUCUCAUCAGUGUCAAGAUGAAAGUUCUUAUUUCUCUCAGCUGCCCGUCUUUCAUGUUUCUCGAUAUCAUCAUCGCUCACUCCUCAAGACGUCUUCCAUCUGCCCUUCAACAUGGGCUAUGUGGACGACUUCUCGGUUGAUGGCCCUAUCGGUCUUGCGAUGGUAUCCUUCAUCGCCCUAUAUAAUAACUUUAGCAUCUUAAAAAAUACUGUGGUAUGGGUUACUAUUGCUGUGAUCGGCUGGGUUCCCAUGGUCACUGGCCACUCCCUCGUUCUUUAUUCACGGCUAUACCUUAUCUUAUAUGAUGAGAGGAUCCUCCGUCUGGUCUUGGCCAUGAUUAUUACUAACGUUUUUAUCGGCCACGUCUUUACGAUCAUUGUCGCCUACCGGGCUAUUCUGGCCCCAGAACCCGGUCCCUACGUCACCGCCUACCCGGUAUACGAGAAGACCCAAAUGUCCCUUUUCAUCCAGGAGAUGAUUAUUUCGGGCCUAUACAUUUGGUAUACCUACAAAGCCUUCCAGAUGCAGGAAGCUCUCCGUGGUGCCCAGGCCUCCAGGAUGCUAUACUAUCUCGUUGUGGUUAAUAUUCUUGUUAUCAUUCUCGACGUCGCCGUCCUCGUCCUCGAGUACAACAACCCGUACAACUUUCAACCUGCUAUCAAGGGAAUGGUCUACUCCAUCAAGCUCAAGAUCGAAUAUUCCAUCCUUAAGUCUCUCAUCAACCUUGCCAAAGCCAACGUUGGACACAGCGGCGAGCACGACACCAUCCUGGAUAUUGAUCGAAAGGACCUGCUUCAUCCCGAAGACCGCUCCUUUCAUCUCAGCAUCAAGGCUCUUUAACUUAAAAGAAGUUCCGAAUAAUAAAGGUCGCCAGUGGUUUCCAUAGACAUCAAGGCAAGAUUUAUAGGGCAGUCGUUACCGUUGAAGAAGCUGAUAAGAUCAUAGCUGAGGAAAACAGGGUUUGCACUUAGACUUACGGCAUGCUUGAA